AUCAGAGGCGGCGGAGUGGCGCGCGGCCAACCCCGAGCGGCGGGGGGCGGGGCCGCGGGGGGAGGGGGCAGGGCGCGAGGUAUCAUGGAGGAUCAGUAGGCAAACUGUGGCCGUCAGAGGAGAGCAGCACCGCGCUGAUCCCCGGGACUUUCUCAACUGUUCACCCGCGAUUUAAACACCACACACCGGACUCUGCAACAUGGACAUGAAGAAGAGGAUCAACCUGGAGCUGCGGAACCGGAGCCCGGCGGAGAUAGUGGAGCUGGUGGUUGACAACAGUCGCUCUGCAGACGGCGAGGUCGAAGGUCUGACGGAUGCGUUCACGGAGCUCGAGUUCCUCAGUAUGGUCAACGUGGGUCUGAGCUCGCUGGCUAAACUGCCCUCACUGCCCAAACUACGCAAGUUGGAGCUGAGUGACAACAACCUGUCCGGUUCUCUGGAGACUCUGUCGGAGAAAUGUCCCAACCUGACCUACCUCAACCUGAGCGGGAACAAGAUCAAAGAGCUGAGCAACGUGGAGGCGCUGCAAAACCUGAAGAGCCUGCAGAGUCUGGACCUCUUCAACUGUGAGAUCACGUCUCUGGAGGACUACAGGGAGAGCGUCUUCGAGCUGCUGCCUCAGGUCACCUACCUGGACGGCUUCGACCAGGAUGACAACGAGGCGCCCGACUCCGAGGCUGAGGACGAAGACGAGGACGGCGAGGACGGAGCGGGGCCGACCGGCGACUACGACGAGGAGGACGAUGACGAGGAGGACGAGGACGGCUCGGAGGGAGGAGAGGUGGGGCUGAGCUUUCAGGUGAACCGGGCCGAUCAGGACGACGAUGACGAUGAGGACGACUAUGCAGAGGAGGAGGAGGAAGAGGACCAGGCGGGCGUUCAGGGACAGAAGAGGAAGAGAGACGUGGACGACGAAGGCGAGGACGACGACGACGACGAAGACGACUAGUCCUCCAGCCGAUGUGUCGUCUGUGUGUCGUCCCGUCCUGUUUCUGUCCGUCUCAGUCUGACCCGACCUCCGCCAGACAAACAACAAACAAACAAACAAACAAACAAACAACAAACAGCCGGCGCCAGAGACAGCAGCAACAGGAACUGUGUGAUCUCAGAUAGUUUGUUUCCGUUUGUACUAGAAUCUCACGUCUUUAUUUUUAGAUAAUAUAUAAGAAGAUUUUAUCAGAACUUCACCCGCUGACGCCGGCUGAAGAGUCCACACGUGUCCCUUUAAACCUGCUGCAGGGCCCCAGUCUGUCCCCCGUCCUCGUCCUGAUCCUGAGCUCCGACCCCGAACGCCUCGCUGGACGUCUCCAGUCGAAACUAAAGUCCCGCCCCGCUGCCAUCUUUCAGAAAAGGUGUUGACUACAGAAUGAUGUCACUUCCUCUCCUCCACCGGACCAGAUUUCGGCGUCGUGUCUCCGCGCUCGACUCGGCUGCAGCUCCUGCUCGCAUCAGCAAGACGUCAGGUGUGUUUGGCCGACACUCGGGGGAAAAAACAAACUCGUGUCCAACAGCAGGCGGUGAAUUAACGAGCCGCCUGACGCAGCUUCCUGCUGGAGUCCAGUUCAGACCACAAGACUUCUGAGACCCAAACACACGGCUGGAUCUACGUGCCGCACACGCAUGUUUCCAUCAGGGGUAUUACUUACGCUUAAGCGAUAUUUUCGGAAAAUCGAUGUAACAAAACGUGGAGAUGACCGUGUUUCCACUGAGUGAUAUUGUGCGACAUCUCCUCUGGUGAUAACAUCCCAGUAACCAUGGCAACGGAUGCUCAAAACAUUAGCAGCUUCAUUUCUAUAGCAGCCACCGCACGAGCCGUCAUGAUUUCUGAUCCGAGGCCACGUAGGCGUGUUAUGGAGCCCUUUUAAAAUCGGAUUAAUAGCUGAAUUUCAACAGUAAAUCGUGAUCAGUCGCGUUUUUAAUCGCAUGUUUUAAAUUCCAUUAUUUUGGACUUUGAGUGUAAAUCUGUAGCGUCCUCGCUGUGAAGAAUGAACGAAACACGCCGCCUCAGGAACAAAAGACGUCGGGUCUUUUCGGUGAAUCAAGGCUGUCGCACUUGUUUUCAUCGUCCACGUGUUGUUGUGACUUCGUACGAAUUCUUCUUUCGGCGUUGCAUCUAUUCUGGAUUUUGGCUUUUUUUGGGGGGGGUUUUGGUACUCAAGAAUCGGCUCGCGUAACAUCGGUUUGAUCCAGUCGUCUUGUGAUUAGUGAACUGGCUCUGAGAUCAGUUGUGUUGUUUGUGUUUACGCUCAUGUUGCCAUAACAACGGUCUGCAGUAAGUCUUGUCUGAUCUGGACUUUUGAUUAAUUCGUACGAGCUUCAACCUGCCGACACAAACCUCCGUAAAUGUCUCCCAGCGCAGCCUCAAAGCACCGAAGUCUGGAUCCAUCGACGACACGCAGACCUGGAGUUUUACCUGUUUUUACCUCCGACGUCACGGAGACGAUCCCGCACAAACAGGAAGCGAAGAGCCGGCUGGUCUCUUAUCAUCCGUCCGUCCUGCCGAGCUUCUAACGGGACGGACAGACCGACCACACGUCCACCUGACCUCUGAAAAUCCUCCUUCAGGUUUUUCUCCCUGCAGCCAUAUCUGAUUCUGGACUCUGACCGGAGAGGACAGCGCCCCCUUCAGGACCUCAGUGUGUCUAACACCCAAUCAGGGAUGUCACGUGUUUUCAGGAUCUUCCAUCCUCCAUCGUGUUUUAACCCUUCGAACUGCGUAGUGAAGACUCUGCUGUCUCUGCCCCGUUAGAAACAUGCAGACCUGCUGUAGCUCAGGUCACAUAGAUCAUGAUCCCAGUGUGUGUUUGAUUUAUCGUAGGGAGUUUCCAGGGAAGAUUAGGGGGCGGGUGGGAGGAAAUAUUCGUUCUGAUGUGGUUUUUUUUGUCCCUGAUCUGCAGCUGUUGGUGUUUUUUUUUAGUUUGGUUUGUCUUCAAACUGCCCGUCCCCUCGUGAUGUUCGGACCGCCGCCGUGUGUCUCGCUUCCGGCUCCGCCUCCUGAAAAUGACCCCGAACCUCCAGCUGAUCCUGCAGCUCCUCCUCAGAGGAAACGCCCCACGCCACGCCAAAAACCUGCGCUGCGUUCAGGUGCUUCUCCAGUCCGACUGUUAAACAGCAGGCAGAAAAAUUGACCACAUUUCAAGUGGCUUCAAUAAAAAUGUCAAGAAAUUAAACUUUGAGUGAAGAAAUCAGAGUUCCCACAGUCCUGGAAAACCUGGAAAAGUUAUGGAAUUUCACGAUCAAAUUUUCCAGGACAGGAAGUAAUGGAUUUAGUAAAAACCAUUGAUUGUUCUGGAAAAAUCGAAACAUUUGUUGUUUGUAAUAACCUAAAUAACCCGACGGUGAAUUUAUUUUCUGUCUCUGAUGACGUAAAGUAGCUUUAAUAUGCGUCAAUAUGUGAAAACGUUUUUUAGUUUCUCAUCACAGAAGUUUCUUUUUUUUCUCUGCGAUCCAAAUCUUCCUUCAUAUCUGCCCAUGAGGCAUCGCUUAAAAACAUUUUAAGCAAAUUUUGCUUUAGGGGUGGGAAAAAACAAUGCUUGUUUUUUUUUUUGAAAAAUAGUUUUAUUAAAAAUCUAUUUUUAUAGAAAACCAUGUGGUUUCUUUUAAGAAAAUAGGUUUUGAAUCCAUGUUUUCUGUAAAAAUUGCCAAAAUUACAAUGCUUUAUACAACCAGAUAUUGUAAAAAUCAAGAAUUAUUGUUGAUUUUCACAUUUCUGGUGGUCCUUGAGCACAUCAUGGGGUCGCUGAAAACAUUUUUGAAUAGGUUUUGAAAUUUUUGGAUGAGUCCUUUCAGUUUUAAAAUUUUGUCUGUAAAAAUGCAGAAAAAAAUCAGACCUCUGUCCAAUCAGGUUACACCCUGUUGGUCACAUGACCCACGUGUCUAAAGAAACAUGUCAGCCGCCUGCAGGUCUCCAUUUUUACCGUAACGUCUGACAGAGGUCACCUGAACGCACCGUUGCAGUGGAUUAUGGGAAACUGAGUACUUGUUGCGUCGGAGGCGGAGCCUGAAACAGGGACACGCCUGUCGCGUCUGAUUCAGGUGUCGCUGCUCUGCGUGGGAUUCUGCAGCUACGCAGGCAGAAACUUUUUACUGUCGACUUUCUCUCCGGCUGUUUCAAACAGGAGCGAACCGACCUGACGUGAAAUAAACGAGAUCAGAAAUCAUCAAAUUAAUUGAUUAGGAUAAGAUAUGAUAAUCACACAUUAAUAAUGUCGAAAAAAAAGUAUGCAUGCUUCUCUGGUCAUUUAUCUCAGUCGGUUUGUUCGUCCUGAUGAACUUUGACUUUUAACUAAACUGCUGUAAAAAGUUUUAGCUUUUCUCUCGUUUACACUCUUAAAAAAACAACACACCACUUUUCAGCGCUUUGUCGAUGAUUCACCAUCGAAACAUCAAACGGCGAAGAAAAGGGACGGGCGUUUUAAGUAACUUCCAUGUUUCGAAUACUUGAAUUGAAUUUAUAUGCUCACGGGGAAAAAACAAACCUUGUUAUUAUACGGAAACAUGCCCUCCAAACCUGCGGGCCUGUGGCUUUGAAAGGCAUGUU
Molecule: messenger RNA, 4540 nt
Organism: Plectropomus leopardus (leopard coralgrouper)
Lineage: Eukaryota; Metazoa; Chordata; Actinopteri; Perciformes; Serranidae
Gene: anp32e
Product: acidic nuclear phosphoprotein 32 family member E
Biological process (GO): regulation of apoptotic process
Cellular component (GO): nucleus
Molecular function (GO): phosphatase inhibitor activity; histone binding
Source: RefSeq, a predicted model, not a curated record